This is a messenger RNA of Microcebus murinus (gray mouse lemur), 2567 nucleotides long. It is a transcript of the gene MAOB, whose product is annotated as monoamine oxidase B. Gene Ontology annotation, molecular function: primary methylamine oxidase activity; flavin adenine dinucleotide binding. Gene Ontology annotation, cellular component: mitochondrion. NCBI's taxonomy places the organism in Eukaryota, Metazoa, Chordata, Mammalia, Primates, Cheirogaleidae. The record is from RefSeq and is a predicted model, not a curated record.
UCCCGGCGCCUGGGGCCUGUCAUAUAGCUGCUGGCCGAGGCGCUAGUUCGCGGGGGUAGCGCGCGGCUGGCGGGAGGGUAAGCAGGCAGGCAGGCGGGGGCCGAGGCUCAGAGACCGGAGCAGCGGGCACCAGGGCGGCCUGGAGCGGGUCGAGCACCAUGAGCAGCAAAUGCGACGUGGUCGUGGUGGGGGGCGGCAUCUCAGGUAUGGCAGCAGCCAAACUUCUGCAUGACUCUGGCCUGAAUGUGAUCGUUCUGGAAGCCCGGAACCGUGUGGGAGGCAGGACUUACACGCUUAGGAAUGAGAAGGUUAAAUAUGUAGACCUUGGAGGAUCCUAUAUUGGGCCAACUCAGAAUCGUAUCUUAAGAUUAGCCAAGGAGCUAGGAUUGGAGACCUACAAAGUGAAUGAAGUUGAGCGUCUGAUCCAUCAUGUAAAGGGCAAAUCAUACCCCUUCAGGGGCCCAUUCCCACCUGUGUGGAAUCCAAUUGUCUACCUAGAUCAUAACAACCUUUGGAGGACAAUGGAUGACAUGGGGCAGGAGAUUCCUAGUGAUGCCCCAUGGAAGGCGCCUCUUGCAGAAGAAUGGGACCACAUGACCAUGAAGGAGCUGCUGGACAAGAUCUGCUGGACUAAGUCUGCAAAGCAGCUUGCCACUCUCUUUGUGAACCUGUGUGUCACUGCGGAGACCCACGAGGUCUCCGCUCUCUGGUUCCUGUGGUACGUGAAACAAUGUGGAGGCACAACCAGAAUUAUCUCAACAACCAAUGGAGGGCAGGAGAGGAAAUUUGUGGGUGGAUCUGGUCAAGUGAGCGAGCGGAUCAUGGAGCUUCUAGGGGACCGAGUGAAGCUGGAGAGGCCUGUGAUCAGCAUUGACCACACAGGAGAAAAUGUCCUUGUGAAGACCCUAAACCAUGAGAUAUAUGAGGCUAAAUAUGUGAUUAGUGCUAUUCCUCCUACUCUGGGCAUGAAGAUUCACUUCAAUCCCCCUCUGCCAAUGAUGAGAAACCAGCUGAUCACUCGUGUGCCUUUGGGUUCAGUCAUCAAGUGUAUAGUCUAUUAUAAAGAGCCCUUCUGGAGGAAAAAGGAUUACUGUGGAACCAUGAUUAUUGAAGGAGAGGAAGCUCCAAUAUCCUACACAUUGGAUGAUACCAAACCUGAUGGGAACUAUGCUGCUAUAAUGGGAUUUAUCCUUGCCCACAAAGCCAGAAGGCUGGCACGUCUCACCAAAGAAGAAAGGAUGAAGAAACUUUGUGAGCUCUAUGCAAAAGUUCUGGGCUCCCAAGAAGCUCUGAAGCCAUUACAUUAUGAAGAGAAGAACUGGUGCGAGGAGCAGUACUCUGGGGGCUGCUACACAACCUACUUCCCUCCUGGGAUCAUGACUCAAUAUGGAAGGGUACUACGCCAGCCAGUGGGCAGAAUUUAUUUCGCAGGCACUGAGACUGCCACACACUGGAGUGGCUACAUGGAGGGCGCUGUGGAGGCUGGAGAGAGAGCGGCCCGAGAGGUCCUGCAUGCCAUAGGAAAGAUUCCAGAGGAUGAAAUCUGGCAGUCAGAACCAGAGUCUGUGGAUGUCCCUGCGCAACCCAUCACUACGACCUUCUUGGAGAGACAUUUGCCCUCCGUGCCAGGCCUGCUGAAGCUCAUUGGAUUGACCACCAUCUUUUCAGCAGUGGCUCUCAGCUUCCUGGCGCACAAAAGGGGGCUGCUUGUGCGAAUCUAGGCAGAGGGUGUCUGUAACCACACCCUCUUACUGUAUUGGGGGUGUGGGUUUGGGGAAGGAGUUGCAAUAAAGUUCCACGAAGACAUAAAGAAUGUGGAGUGAGGUGGGGAGCACAAAGUUAAGUCCGAUUCUGACUGCAGGAAGCACAUUCUCUCUUUCUCCACUGUGGACCAAGGUUAGGAUCCUUUACUUGGCUUAGUACUCUGUUUCACCAAUUUCUAAGUUUAUUGCCCUGACAAUCUUUAGAAUAGUUAAAUAGGCUUAAGUUCCUUGCUGUCCUACAACACACCUUGCCAUGCACAAGCAGCUAGUUGUUUCCUGUCUCUGUGGCUUUGUGCUUAUACUUUCACUUUCCUGUAAUAUCCUCACUUCCUCCAGUUUUCUGCAUUAGUUUUUAGAAUCCUGUUUUGUUAUAGCUGGAAGACUGUAGAGACCAUCUAGUCCUCACCUUUUGCUUUAGAGUUGAGCAAACUGAAGUUUACUGAGGUGGAGCUUUACAUGCUCAAGGGCCAUAAUAAGCCACUGGUAUCGUGGGGACUAGAACACAGGUCCAAUGCUUUUCUACCUCCCAGUAUGUAUUCCCCAAAUGCCCCCUCCACUCCCUGUCAUAGUAGAUAGUGGUGUCCCCUUGCGUGGGUUUACUCUGUGCUGAGCUGUCUUACACUACUCAAAUGCUACUCAGUAAAUAUCCUUUGGUCUUAUGUCUUGUGCAGUGUGUGUCCAGUUGAUUUUAAUUUUUUGAGGAUAAGAAUCUUGUCUUUUUUUUCCUUUGGUAUCUUCCAUUAUGUCCCAAUACAAAGAUCAGUACACCCUUGGGUAAUUAAAAAUAAAAGUUGGUUGAGCUGA